UUGAACAUUGUAUGUCGAGGUGAGGGGGGGAUGCUUACAUUACUGAAACAUAGGAACAAUCUGACUUGUAAGAAUUGGAGUGACAUUUUCUAAAGUUACAUUUGGAUGUGCUUUAUUGAUAAUUUACCGGUAUGUUGAAGGAAGACAGCUUCUGAUUGACACAUCUGACAAGAGAAGCCAUCAACAAGAACACCCUCAAAUAAACACCAGAAGGUCAAGCAUCUCCAUUCCCAGCUCUGGUGGACACAGUGGUUCAUUGGAAGUCAUUGGAAUAAACACUACAACAAUCAGACAGGAAAUGUCUUGUAGAUGCACGCAACAGCGCUGAAGACAGCCAAAUGAUGACAAAUAUUUAAGCGCAAACCCACAACUAGAAAUCAAAUGAAGCUUGAAAAUAUGAUAGUUCUUCAAGGACUUAAUGACAAGUUACCAGUGACAUCUGUUUUUAACUCCAACGAAAGUAAAAGUAUUGAGAAUGAAGGGACAUCACUCUAUCUUAAGCAAGGGAAGUCAUUCUGGUCCAGUUUUCCACAGACAACAAGCAUUUUGCAUGACCAGAUUGUCCAAACCACAAUCACAACAAGACCAAGCCUUUUACUGACCAAGAUGAGCAACAUAAAACAGCGGGAAUUACACUCGCCUACGACCUUGAAUCAUAAAAUGAUUUCAGCUUUCACAAUAGAUGCCUUUCAAAGCUACGACAAAGGUCACCACGACAUAAUCAUGGCCAUUUUACUCGGGAUAUUCCUCUGUGUAACAGUCAUAGUCACAAUCGCCAUCUUCCUGUUCUGUAGAAAGAAGAACACCGUGUUCAUGUUGCAGAAGUGUGAACAAGAAGACUCUGACCUUGAAAUGAAUGACAUCAAUACUGAGGCAGAAUCCUCGACAGAUGAUUCUGAAUACGAGUCCCUCCAUUCUGUGAGCUCUGAUGGAGGUCACCAGUCAAGGUCAAGGUCAAGGUCACAGACGUAUCCCAAUCUCAACAGCCAUUGUGUGGAGGAGCGUAUGUAUGAGACGAACGAUCAGCCAUCACACAAGACAAAUGGGACCAUCACAGCCAUGAGACCACAGUCAACAUGUAUAACCUUUGUCCAAAAACAAAAACCAACAAGAUCGAAAACCUAUGGAUCAAAACAUUACAUCAGCUUUGAGGCUAAAAAUAGAAAUGAAAACACAACGGUUCCGCUAUUGGCUGGAACUGUUUCUCCAAGUGGAUCACAAGAAUUACAAACUGAGAAGAAAAUAACCAGACACAGUCUAUCCAUGCCGAUUAUACACAAGAAUGCUGAAAAAAGCAACAGUAAUUUGUUUGUCCCUUCAUGCAAUGAGAAUCAAAAUCGAUCAAUAAGUUACAGAGGUUCAAAGUCAUCUAUAACAAUUGGGCCUCCGUCGUUUCGAAUAAGGUCGUUUCCCAAAAAAUUGUCAGGUAGACAUUGUCACGCAAGAGUGGAGCUACAUGCUGUGGGUUCACACUCACAGUCAUCCAAUCAGAACUACAUAAACGACCUGUUCUUGGCAAAGAAACACAGUGGGCUGCAACCUACGAAUAAAGUAAGGAAAGGCAAGCAUGUGAAAGGUAACAAAAUGUCUGCAAUGCUUCGUGCGGCCGACCAAAAGACUAAGAGACUCACGGUGCCAAAGAUGACCACUGCAAUCCAGUGUCACGAGAACUCCCUCUCAGUGGAUAAAGAAAGUUGAUUGAAUAUGAUCCUCAUUCUGGGAAAACUGGGUUUAAUGCAUGUUUAUUGAUUCCCAAAUGUCCCAAAUUUAAGCCAGUAAAGUCAGCACAGGCUGAUGAGGGACAACACUUUCCAUCUUGACUGGAACAUAAAAUAGAAAUUUUUUCCAGAGGGCAACUCUAAUGACUCUUUGGUUUCCUGUGGUUUAUUGAAAAAUAACAAAUGGUUUCCUGUGGUUUAUUGGAAAAUAACAUAUGGUUUAUUGGAAAAUAUCAUCUGUUCCUAAGGUGAAAUUCACUAUUUCAAAGAGGGCCAAAAAAAAACAGAAAAUUAUCUUUAAUACUUUUAAUUUUUUUUUUAUUUCACUGUAGCUUCUUUUUCUUGCUAUGUUACAAUUUCUUAAAUUGUAUUUAAUGCAUUCAGCGAAUUUUUUCCUUCUAUAUAAAGUAUAUGUAGCAGGUACUUUCCCAAUGGAGGAAAAACUACAAAAUUCCCAAUGGAGGAAAAACUACAAAAUUCCCAACGGCUUCAUAAGAAUUCCCAAAAGGAGUGAAAAUUUUGUCAAUUUCUUUCUAACAUUUCUUUAUAUGCAAGUGAACACAUAAAAUGAGCACUGAAACUGAACAUUUCAAGCCCUUAAAAAUAUUUGCAUGCAAAUGACUAUUUGAAUUGAUUUGUCCAAUUUAUACUAAGCAACUUAAAAGAACCAUUAUCCCAAUGUGAAGGUUUCAUGACAUAAAUUUUCCCUAUUUCA
This is a messenger RNA of Dreissena polymorpha, 2433 nucleotides long. RefSeq lists its product as uncharacterized. The transcript is spliced from 3 exons. The record is from RefSeq and is a predicted model, not a curated record. Bases 382 to 1698 code for a protein of 438 amino acids. Lineage: Eukaryota; Metazoa; Mollusca; Bivalvia; Myida; Dreissenidae.